Messenger RNA from Physella acuta, 7210 nucleotides. RefSeq names its product PAN2-PAN3 deadenylation complex catalytic subunit Pan2. Gene Ontology annotation, molecular function: poly(A)-specific ribonuclease activity; nucleic acid binding; protein binding. The record is from RefSeq and is a predicted model, not a curated record. NCBI's taxonomy places the organism in Eukaryota, Metazoa, Mollusca, Gastropoda, Physidae. Gene Ontology annotation, biological process: nuclear-transcribed mRNA poly(A) tail shortening; mRNA processing. Gene Ontology annotation, cellular component: PAN complex; P-body.
UCGAAUUUAGUUUAUGAGCCGAGGGAAACGAUCAAUUUGGCCCUCUUGCUCUACUAUUUUUGAUAAACAUAUUUCUAUUCGAAAUAUUUAUCUUCCCAAAGACUUGCAUUUGAGAUACUUAUUUAGUGAAUGGAUGCUAGUUAAGUGCAUAACAAUUUAAAUAUUUUCCAAUCAAAUCCAGAUUGGAGAAAAAAAGUGAGCCCCUGCAAUGGAUUUUUCUGGAAUGCCUGGAUAUCGGCCUCCACACAAUCAGGAUACUCAGAGUAUGCCACCUCCGCCUCCAAACUUCACAUCGCAAAACUUGCACAGAGAUCCUGCUGUGUUCCCAAAUACAGCGAUUCCUCCCAGAAUGCCACCAGGAUAUCCCCCUUUAGGAGAUCCACACAUGCCUCCAGGGUAUUCAAUGGUGCCAGGACAGGAUCAGUCUAUGCCGUUAGGCUACCAGUCAGGGCCAAUGCAAAAUUCAUCGCUACCUCCUGGUUAUCACCCACAUAUGGGUAACCCAAUUACAUCAAGACCACCACAAAAUAUGCAGCAGAACUUCCAGAAUUCUAACCAAGGUACAAAUAUGCCACCACAGAAUUUUCAUCAGCAUGCAUCUCAACAGCACCAUCACAACAAUACCUACCAUAGCCACUCGACGCAACAUCAUCUGAAUGAUUUUCGCCACCAGCAGCGUCAGCAGCACCAACAACACCAACAUCAACAACGACAACAUCACCAGCAUCAGCAGCACCACCAGCACCACAAUGCUAUGAUCAAUGAAUUUCACCCCCAUCAAAAUGCCACUGCUGACUUCCAUUCUCAGCAAGAUUUCCAUUCACUGCAACAAAAUCAGAUUGUUGCUGAUUACCAUCAGCAAGAGUUCUCCCACCAUGAUUUCCGCCACAGCAGCCGUGAUCCUCAAAAUUUAAUGGGGGGAUACAUUGACCACAAUGCACUGGGCAUGCAAGGUAUGAUGGGAGAACAUGGCAUGAUGAAUCAAAUGGAUGGUCACAUGUUAGGUGGAGGAGAUGCUUACUCUCAACAUCAUAUGAUGCAAAUGUAUGGAGAUCCUGUGUUACAAGACCAAGGGGAAUUCAGGAAUUUGUUUAAUUUCAGUCCUAUGGGGUGUCAGCUAAUGGAUAAAGUUGCUAAUGCUAGUAUAACGUGUGUAAACUUUGAUGGCCAUCAAGAACUGUUGUGGGCUGGUAACCAAAGAGGCUAUGUUGCUUCAUAUUAUGGGACUGACUUCCAGAAAUACUCAGCUUUUAGAGUUAGUUUUGAUGAAGAUGUUCGCAUGAACCUCUCUUUUCCACAAGGAGUUCUCUCACUUACCCCAAAUCUUUUGCGGGGUACUCUUCGUCGAGGAUUAAGUGUAUUUUCAUUUAAGGAUGCACAUCUACAUGAUAUGCAGUGCAUGAUGAUGAGAGGGGAUACAUCAGUUUUAAUUGGUGGUCAUAACAAACAAGUGCUUGAAGUUGACAUCAUUCAGAACAGACUUAGCAACGUGUAUGAAGUGAAAGAUGCUGGCAUUGCUAUUUUUAGAAGCAAUGAUCGUUUCAUCUGUGGUGGUGACAGCACUGGCAAGGUCACUGUAUAUGAUGCUAAAACUAUGAGACCUGAACAAACUUUAGAAGCUCACAGCAGCUGUCUCUCUGAUUUUGACAUCCAUGACAACUUGCUGAUCACUUGUGGGUUCAGUAACAGAAUGAACACAUUGACUCCUGAUCGUCUCCUCAUGGUGUAUGAUAUGAGAGUGAUGAGAGCAAUGGCGCCUAUCCAAGUUUCAAUCGAUCCAACUUUCCUAAGAUUUGUUCCAACUAUACCAAAUCACCUUGUUGUAGUUUCUCAAAUGGGCAGCUUCCAGCUUGUUGAAACCAUAACAGGUGGGGCACCAAACACGCGUCUGUCUUACCCUGUAGAGACACAUGGAGCAUAUAUUGUGGCUUUUGAUGUUUCACAAACAUAUCAAGCUUUAGGAUUUGGAGACAGUUCAGGAAAUGUCCACCUGUUUGCAGCUAGUCCAAACAGUGUGUUCAACCCGUACUCAGAACCCACAGAAUUUGCUGAUCCAAUUGAAAGCCUCGAGCCGAUUGAUAUCAAUGAUGAAUUGGCAGCAUACUCAGCUGUUCCAAUGCCAUACCCAGCUCAAGGUCCACUGGUUUCAGACUUCCCAGAGCAUAUGAUGGCAAGAACUUACAGGAAACCAUUGCCCAUAGAUGCUGAUGUCUUGCGGACAAUGAAAGUCUAUCAGAACAUUGGAUAUGCACCAAAUACCAAUAAACAGAAGCGAAAUGUUAUUCCUUACAACCUGAACGAUAAAGGAAAUAAAGAUAGGAAGUCAAGCAUUCCAGAAUCCCCUAUGGGUCGUGGAGAAGAUCCAUUUAUGACAGUUCCAAAAAGAUAUCAGCGUGUAGAAAUAAAAUACUCCAAACUUGGUGUUGAAGAUUUUGACUUCCGUCAUUACAACAAAACUAAUUUAGCUGGUCUAGAGCCUCACAUUCCAAAUGCUUACUGUAAUUCAAUGCUUCAGGUACUGUACUACAUUGAGCCUUUGCGUUGUGCCUUACUUGGCCAUGUGUGUGAAAAGGAGUUUUGUCUGUCAUGUGAGCUUGGAUUUUUGUUCCACAUGCUGGAUCUGCAGAAGGGCAACACGUGUCAGGCAACCAACUUUCUACGAGCUUUCAGGACAAUGCCUCAGGUGUCGGCUUUAGGUUUAGUACUGCAUGAUGCAGAUGAAAGCAGUGGUAGAGUUGAUUUUCCCAGGCUUAUCCAAAGCUGGCAACGCUUUGUACUUAUGCAAAUACAUGAGGAAACUUGUGUGCGCGUAGAGUCCCAAGAAGGUGGAGUUGAAUCGAAACAAAGUGUGCAGAAAGGGGACGCUGAUGAUAAAAAACUAGCGGGUAAAAAGAAGAAAGGAAAGAAAAAUGGUCCAGAAAGCUCAGAUUCUGUUGAGAGUGAGGGAUCCAGAGAGGGUGAAAGUGAAGUUAGUGAAAAUUGUGAGGAAACAUCAGAUGAACCACAGGCGCCAAUGACCAGAUCAAUCAUUCGAGACUUAUUGGGCAUCAACAUCAAGUCCUCUUUACAGUGCAAAUGUGGCUUAACCAGCGAGAGAACUGUUGAUGGAACACAUAUCAAUCUCAUGUACCCAGACUGCCGUCCAAUGGGUCCAAACUCCCCACCCUUGUUUAUAAGUUUUGGGGAAGUUGUUCAACACAGCAUGACAGCAGCUACCAACAUUCAAGCUUGGUGUUCAACAUGUAACAGAUAUCAGCAUCAUUGCCAAAGAAAGAGCAUCCAAAAUCUGCCAGACAUCUUGGCCAUGAACUGUCAUACCGAAAAUGAAAAAAAUCUUGACUUCUGGAAAACUCAGUUCCAGGUUGUCCGUCAACGUCACAAGGAAACUGCCCCACCGAUGGCUUACAUAAGACCAUCCUCUCAGUCUGCUACCAAAUGUAGAUUUGGAAUGGCAUGUCACAGACCUGAUUGCCGCUUCCAACACGAUGGUCCCAGGCAAUGUGAAGCUGAAAUGAAGAAGAAACAGCCUGAAGAAGAUGAUGAAUUUGGACCCAGCUGGAUUCCUAUGGGAUUAAAAAUUGUUAGAAACCCAGAGGGUAGUGUUGAUGUCACUGAGAUCUCAGAUGAGGAACCCUUGCCCUUAAAGCAAGAUGAUGACACAAGGUACUAUGAGCUCUACAGCAUUGUGAGCCAUGUCCUCAGCUCCUCUGGUGGCAAUUUAGUUUGCUGCCUGAAGGUUGGUGAAAAAUAUCACCAGAGGAAAGAAAGGGUUACCUGCACCCAGUGGUAUCUGAUCAAUGACUUCUGCAUCACCCCUGUGGAAAAGGAUGAGGCUGUGGACUUCAAGCUUGACUGGAAUGUUCCCUGCAUUAUCCACUAUACGCGCAGGGAUUUUGUUCCACUUCAUGACCUUACUGUCAAGUCCUGGUCCAGCCCUGAUGUGUUGUGCAAGAACACGGCUCUACUGAACCCAGAGCGCCACAAGCUAACAUUCCUGCCAUUGCAACCAGAUGAACUUCCAAAAAGUGGUGAUAUUGUUGCACUGGAUGCAGAAUUUGUCUCACUCAAAGAGGAAGAAGCUGAACUACGAAGUGAUGGGACUCGCUCCACAUUGGUUCCUACCCAGAUGUCAGCAGCAAGAAUUACAUGCCUUAGGGGGUCAGGACCUAACAAAGGGGAGCCUUUCUUAGAUGAUUAUAUAGUCACUCAGGAACAGGUUGUUGACUACUUGACUCAGUACUCUGGUAUCAAACCAGGAGACCUGGACCCCAGUAUAUCUACAAAAUACUUGACCACACUGAAGGCCACCUAUCUGAAGUUGCGCUACCUCAUCGACAUUGGUGUUAUAUUUGUUGGCCAUGGCUUAAAGAAAGAUUUUAGAGUUAUCAACAUACUGGUACCUAAAGCUCAAGUUAUGGAUACUGUGGAUUUGUUUCAUCUUCCUAAGCAGCGAUACAUUUCACUCAAGUUUCUUGCAUGGUAUUAUCUGAAAAUCAAUAUUCAGUCUUACACCCAUGACUCAGUAGAAGAUGCUCGUACUGCUCUGCAGUUGUACAAGGAGUAUCAGCGUCUAAAAGAUGAGGGCCAGGACAAGGUAAUGACUGCAAUAAAAGAAUUGUAUGAAGCAGGUAGAAAGAUAUCAUGGGUGAUUCCUGAUGUUGCUGAUGUCUCUGGUGCAGACAUCAGUGAAGCAGAUUUCCUUUAGCUUUUAUUCCUGAGGUGUUGAGUGAAUUGACUUAGCUUGUCCAGGUUUUGGAUGCUGUUGCAGUUUCUGUCGCUUAAAUGAAGCUCAACUUUAGUAUAUUAAAAAAAAUAUUUUAUUUUUAAUUUUAACAUGUGUACACUGUUAAAGAGUAUCAUAAUUGCUUUCCAUCAUUUUUUUUUAAAAUUGUCAAACAACUAUUUAAAAAUUUCAUGAAAUACAAUGCUGUCAAAAUAAGGUCCUGAGAUAAAUGCAUAUUGAUGUUACUGCAAUAACUCCAUGUAUUGUCUGAAUCCUGAACGAGCAUGCUUUCACUCCUUGUGAUGUAUGUAAAGAUUUUUUGUGUGGAAAUAAUUUUUAUUUAUGAAGCCAUACUUAAACUAAACCCAAUUUUGAUUUUAAACCUUAAAAAAAAUGCAGUAUUCCAGUGUAAUGGCAUAUAGGCAAAAUCUUGGUAAUUUUGAUUUCAAUGUAUAAAAAAACAAACAAUGCUACAGUUUUUAUUAAUUUUAAAAUAAAUUCUAGAAAACUUUUUAUGUGUGCUUUCAGAAAAAACUGUACAUUUCCUUGCAAUAAUAUCUUAAUCCUUUUUUAUUACUUUUUUUAAAAGCAUUUUUAAAUUGUGUGCCUUUAGUGUUAUUUUUGCUUAGAUAAAAAAAAAAUUGGAGUGAAUUGUGUUUGUAAAAGUUAAAUGUAUAAAGUCAAUCAAAUCACAGGUGUGAGACAGGUGUAUCUCUUCAAGUCAAAUCAGAAUAUCAUGACCACGACAGAUCAAAACAGUGGCUUUCCACUUUUUCUAAACAAUUGUAUAUUUUUAUUCUAAAUAGCUAAAUGAUGGGGUUGGUAGAAUGUUGUGUAGUAAGUAGAAUUGUUGUAGAACUGUUGUAUUGAUCAUCCACUGCGAGUUGUUUCAAACAGAACCCACUUUGUGUUUAUCAACAUUUUAUACUUCUAUUCUCUAUGUUGGUUUUACUUUUAUCAAAAGAUUUCCCUGUGAUUUGGUCUAGUGAUACCACGCCCUGUCCCAAACAUCUGUAGCUUUACAACGGUUACACCAGCCCCUUCUUAAAACAAAAACACGUCACCUGUUUGUCAACUUUUUUUUUUUAAUAUUGCAUUACCAUGUGAUUUUAAAAACCACAAGGAAUACAAAUAAUUCUCAAGUCACCAUGAAAUUAUUGCGAAUUCAUCUUGGAAUAUUUUUUGCUGUUUUCUUUUUUUUUUCUGAGGGAUAAUUUGACGUUUUUUUUAAUAUGGUAAAAGUUUUCAACAAUUUUCAGAUAUAUCUUGUAAAUAACUGAUACACUUGAGCUCUCAUUUAACCUGUCAUUUAUUAACUACUGCAUGACUCUGCUGAAUUGUACAUUACUUGAUUCAUUUGGCCAUUCUUUCUACAGACAGUGCAAAGACUAUUAAAACUCUCAUAAUCUUAGGUUUUAGGCUAGUUUAUGUGUAAACAUAACCUAAUAGUGGGUUGUAAUGUUUUUUGGGUAAUAUUAAUCAUUGGCUACUAUUCACCUUUGUUUUCAUUCAAAAUCCAUGUAACUAAGUUACUUUGUACUUAACAAUAGCAAGCACUUUAAUGAAACGUGUACGGGUGUAUGCAUUUUUUUUUUAAACCUGGUCUGUUCAGAAGACCAAUUUUUACUAUUGUUAAACAUCCUAACUUUAAAAAUGUAGUCAUCUGUUGUAAUUUAAUUUUUCUUUUCCGCUAGUCUUGGGAUUAUGGCCUGUCUGUAAAACAGAACAUUUGAGUAGAUUUUUUUUCUUACUUCUUACCACUGAAGGACAUCUUUUUUUUUCCUCACUACUUGAUACUGAAGGACAACUGCAGACUUGUGAUGCCUCUAAUGGAUUGAGUUCAGUAGACAUUUUUUUUUAGCCCUUAGCAUUACUAAGCCAGCCUCAUCAGUUGUUUAGGUAUCAAGCAAUGCACUUGAAGAUAGCAUUGUGUGUAUUUUUACUACAUAUGGUAUGCAGUGAGUGAGUGCCCUUGUUUGUGCUAACCUAUGUUUAUAUUGGAAACCUUGAGCUACUCUGAUGUACCAGUGACACUGUUAUGACAGGUGUGUCACAUGAUCAGAUUUUAGUGGGGAGAUAACUAGUUUAUCACUGGAGAGAACCAAAUGCUAGUCCAUGAAACUCUGUUUCCAGAACAAGCAUUUACUGUAAUUCAUCUUUUCUAGCCUGUUGUAAAAAUUCAGAUAUGCAUUUUUUUUUCUCCUUCAAACCAGUAUUGUUUGGGAAUUGAAGUAUUCUAACAAAAACCUUAAUUUUUAAAAAUGUCUAAACAAUUACCAGAACGUUUCAAAUUAGUUUAUAAUUACUUUUUAAAACAUUGCUUUUCAAGCACAGUUGAAAUUAAUAGGAGAAAUUUGUUUCUAGCUAAAAAGAUAUUUACAGUAAUUGACACUGCCAUAUUGUACAGAACCAAAAAAAGUGUUUUUAAAUCUUUGUUGUCAUGUUGCUUGUUGUCCUAAGAUAAUAAAAUUAUAUGGAUACCUUUAA